GAUCAAUAAAAAGAGACUAGAAACAUAGAAUCUAACAGUGUCAGUGACUAACUCAACAGCCAUUGGAACUCUUUUAACAAAAUGGAUACGCGCGAAAAAUGUUUAUUGUUGAUCUUGUUUGCAUUUGGGUAUCUAAGUUCAGUAAACUCUCAGACACCUCUUAGAGUGACGUCUGUGCUUGAAAUACCGUAUUUGAUGAAAGAUGCAGACGGUGAGUUUUCCGGUAUUAUACCAGAUGUUCUGGACAGUCUUAAACUAAAUUACACCAUCUCUUUAACCCCUGAUGGUCAGUAUGGCAAGCAAUUAACCAAUGGCACAUGGCUGGGCAUGAUAGGGGAAUUGGUGAACGGGGAUGCGGACAUUGCAGGUUUCCUUACAGUAACCGCACCAAGGUCUGAAGCUGUAGAUUUCUCCUAUCCUGUCAUGCCUAUAGGGCUAUCAAUCUUGAUGAAAAAACCUAGAGGUGGGAAAGUUGCACUCGAUUAUAAUCUUGCCAGGCUGUUAUACCCAUUCGAGUUGUCUGUCUGGUUGAUGGCAUUUGUGGCCAUGUUCGUGACUGGAACUGUGUUGUACAUCAUGAUGCAUUUUAAUCCAUAUGAAUGGAGAAGAAUGGCACGUGAUCACGAGGCAACCAUAAGAGAAGGAGAGUCAUUUACGUGUCUCAAUUCUUUCUUCUUUGUUUUUAGUACGCUGAUGUGGCAAGGUUACGUCCGAGCACCCCGCUCUAUUGGGGCUCGAGUUCUGGUAGCUGCAUGGUGGUGCUUCACAAUCCUCUUUAUCGUAUCAUAUACAGCCAACCUUACCAACCUCCUUCGUAUUGGACCAGACUACUUCGCCUCCCAAGAAUUUUCAAAGAUAAAAAGCUUUGAAGACCUGUCAAAAAACGCAGACACAAGGGUAGGAUUCAUAAAAAGCGGCUCCACAAACAGGUUCUUCCGCGAGUCUAAAUCGCCCUUUUAUCAAGAGCUGUAUCAAAGAGCAACCAAUGACCAAGAUUAUGAAGAUUUUGAUUCUAUACAACGUCUCGUGAUGAAUGUGCGGAAUAAUAAAGAAUCUGAUUUUGCUGCAAUAGUCGAGCGUCCUACAGCAAGGUUCAUAGCCAACAGAAAGCCAUGUGAUCUGUACGCGGUUCACGUGGAGGACUUUAUGUACAAGCAUUAUGCAUUUGCACUACAAAAGAACUCUUCCAUAGCGAGCCAUCUUAACACAGCAUUGAUUAAACUAACUGAAACCGGAGAAUUGCACGAGAUUGAAAAGAAAUGGUUUGACGAACGAGAUGAGUGUCCCGGAAAAUCCCAACCUGAUCGGGGAGAAAGUGUUCGGUUUUACAAACUCGGUUUAUCAACAUUUUCGUCGGCCAUGCUGAUCGUUGUAGCAGGAAUUAUAAUCGGGGGCAUAAUAUGCUUGAUAGAAAUUUGCAUCUUCAAAUGGGCAGAAUCGCGUGACAGUAAUGAAGAAACAGAACACAUCACUGCGGAUGAAGAGACCAUCAAAGCAGCCGAGGGGAAAGGGGCCGCGACACCGGUGUAGCAGAAGCAUUUAAUUAAGUUGUUUUUUAUUCUUUUGAAAUAUUAAUCAAAUCUGUUCUGUUUUUUUCUUGAACAGAUAUUUCAUAUAAUCGUGUGCAGCUAUUUAUAGUAAUGACUAGAUUUUUAAAAACGUUCUUCAUAUUAUUAAUGAAGACGGUGUGGUUUGUCUUUUUUACAUUUUUAUACGUUUAUCAUUCUAGCAUAUUGUAGACUUUGUAUUUCCAUAUUUAUAUAUGACUUUGAUAAUUGAUUGAGUGGAGUGAGAUAAUAAUUCUGAUUUAAAGCAUUUUAAUUACUUCAUGCAUUCCAUUACUGACAAAUAUUUUAAAUAUCAAUUAAAAUAAAUAACAAAGUAAAAUAAGCAAUGUGAGUUAAACCUUAAACCGCUGGGUUCCUACAAUUGACUUGUUCAGCUUCCAUUUGUGGAACUGUUCAUUAUACAAUGUAUAUUUAGGAAUGUAAAGAUGAAAAAUUAGCCAGCCCAAAAGUAUAUGACAUACAUUUGUAUAAGCUGUUCACUCUCUUCCAGCAGAGUUUAGCGUUAACUACAUGUAUUUAUUACGUAUGGAACCACAAAUAAUUUCAGUAAGUAACAGUAGCAUCUACAUGUACUCAAGCAUAAUUUCCUGCUACAAAUAUGAAUGUGUGGUAUAAAAAAGUUAUACUUGAAAUUAAAAUUUUCAAGGGAGUGCUUCAUAUAAAAUAACUUGUAUUGAUUUUUUUAAUAACUUUUCAAGUGUGUACAGUUUUCCAAAUAAGACUUCGUAGAAUAUUCCUAGAAGUAAAUUUAUAAAUCUAGUUGUAAUCAUUAUUUAUGCCCUGCUACCCUGAUCUGUUUCAAGCAGAAACAUAUUUAUAAUCUAUAUUUGUCUAUUGGUGCCUCUUGUUUUAGUUAUAAUUUUUGUCAUCAAAAAUAUUUGACAUACCUUAAAGUAGCAUACCCCCAGAUGUGUUCAUUUUUAAUUACUUAAAUAAAAAAAAAUAUAAAAAUGUGUUAAAUUGAUAGCAAGUGUACAAGUUUAGUGAUAUGAUCUACCUUUAGGCACUUAUCCAUAGAAAUUAUCUAUAUAUAAAUGUCAAAAUCUAUUUGAAUCCGUUGUGUCAAGUUUUUGCGCAAAGAAAAUAAAAACAACAAAACAUCCACCUGGUUUGAGAAUAUUUCUAAAUCAACCUUUUUCAUGAGUUUAAUCUUUUACCAUUUAUAAUGGUCAUCUGGUGAUGUUGCACUUUAAAUCAUGUUAGUUUUGUUCAUCAUAAACUGUUUUGUUUUUAUUUAAAGUGUUUUGUAAUAACUACAGGUAAUUUUCGUGUGUUUUGAUAUACUCUUAUAAAAGAACUUUUUUUUCAAAUUAUAUUUUAAAUGUCUUAUGUUCACAUACAUAAUAUGCGUAUUAAAACAUAUUCAGCAUAUCAAAUAUUCUGAAA
Molecule: messenger RNA, 2954 nt
Organism: Ruditapes philippinarum (Manila clam)
Lineage: Eukaryota; Metazoa; Mollusca; Bivalvia; Venerida; Veneridae
Product: glutamate receptor 2-like
Exons: 7
Coding region: 82-1530 (482 amino acids)
Biological process (GO): monoatomic ion transport
Cellular component (GO): membrane
Molecular function (GO): glutamate-gated receptor activity
Source: RefSeq, a predicted model, not a curated record